AUGCGCGUGGGCAGUAGCCCCUGAAGCCCGGCCGGAAGCCACCAGCUAGGAGGGACUGACCGCGCCGAAAGUGCCUGGACCGGGAAGAUGGGCAGAGACCCGUGCGCGGCGUCCCGCCCUGGCCUGCGGAGGUGGCUACUGCUGGCAGCAGUGACAGUGGGCUUCCUGGCCCAGAGCGUCCUGGCGGGUGUGAAGAAGUUCGACGUGCCCUGUGGAGGGAGAGACUGCAGCGGGGGCUGCCAGUGCUACCCCGAGAAAGGAGGACGGGGUCAGCCGGGGCCAGUGGGCCCCCAGGGCUACAGCGGACCUCCAGGCUUACAAGGAUUCCCAGGACUGCAGGGCCGCAAAGGUGAUAAGGGCGAACGAGGAAUCCCUGGAACAACCGGACCCAAAGGAGACGUGGGACCAAGAGGAGUUUCUGGAUUCCCCGGUGCUGAUGGAAUUCCUGGACCACAAGGACCCAAAGGGCAGAAGGGUGAGCCUUACGCACUGUCUGCAGAGGACCGCGACAAGUACAGGGGCGAACCUGGAGAGCCUGGACUGGUCGGUUUCCCGGGGCCUCCCGGCCGUCCCGGGUUUAUGGGGCCAAUGGGUCCUGUCGGAGCGCCAGGAAGACCAGGACCGCCCGGACCCCCUGGACCAAAAGGACAGCCAGGCAACAGAGGACUUGGUUUUUAUGGAGAAAAGGGUGAAAAGGGUGACAUUGGACAGCCAGGGCCCAACGGGGUUCCGUCAGACAACCUCCACCCCAUCGUCGGGCCCACCAAGACCACGGUGCACCCAGACCACUACAAGGGUGAGAAAGGAAGUGAGGGAGAACCAGGAGCACAGGGUAUCUCCUUGAAGGGAGAAGAAGGAAUCAUGGGCUUCCCAGGACCACGGGGCACCUCUGGCUUCGAUGGUGAGAAAGGAUCCCCUGGACAGAAAGGAAGCAGAGGCCUGGACGGUUUUCAAGGCCCCGACGGGCCCCGAGGACCCAAGGGAGAAGCAGGCGCCCAGGGCCCCCCAGGACUACCUGCCUACUCCCCUCAUCCUUCCCUGGCAAAAGGUGCCCGAGGUGACCCAGGCUUUCCAGGGGCCCAUGGGGAGCCAGGAAGUCAGGGCGAGCCAGGAGACCCAGGCCUCCCAGGCCUCCCCGGCAUAUCCAUCGGAGAUGGAGGUGAGAGGAGAGGCCUGCCUGGCGAGAUGGGCCCCAAAGGCUUCAGAGGUGACAAAGGCUUCCCUGCACUCUACCCCGGCCCACCCGGAACAGAUGGAGAGCCGGGGCUCCGAGGGCCCCCUGGGCCUCCUGGACUUCCUGGACCAGAUGGCUUCCUGUUUGGCCUGAAAGGAACAGAAGGCAGCGUGGGCUACCCUGGGCCUUCCGGCUUCCCUGGUGCUCGAGGACAGAAAGGAUGGAAAGGUGACUCUGGGGACUGCAAAUGUGCGGGUGACCAGUUCAUCGGAGGUCUCCCAGGACUGCCCGGACCCAAGGGCUUUCCCGGUGUCAGUGGGGAGCCAGGGAAGAAAGGUGACCAAGGAGACCCUGGCCAGCACGGCAUCCCUGGCUUCCCAGGGUUCAAGGGGGCCCCUGGCCUCAUCGGACUUCCUGGCCCCAAAGGAAUAAAGGGAGAUUCGAGAACCAUCACCACCAAAGGUGAAAGGGGACAGCGAGGUGUCCCAGGAGUGCCUGGGAUGAAAGGUGACGACGGCCUCUCAGGACAGGAUGGGCUGGAUGGAUUCCCUGGCCUUCCGGGCCCACCUGGCGAUGGCAUCCAAGGCCCCCCCGGGGACACAGGGCACUCCGGAGCUCCUGGAACCAAGGGCCUCCCAGGAGAAAUGGGCCCUCCAGGCCUGGGCUUACCGGGCCCGAAAGGCCUGCGUGGUACCCCUGGAGACGCCGGAUUACCCGGACCACCAGGCUUCCCCGGGCCUCCUGGCCCCCCGGGCACCCCAGGACAAAUCGACUGUGAUUCCGGCGUGAAGAGGCCCUUCGGAGGGGAUGGACAACGGCCCGUGCAGCCAGGUUGUGUCGGGGGGCCCAAGGGAUCUCCAGGCCGGCCAGGACCCCAGGGUCCCACAGGUGCCAAAGGUCUCAGAGGAUUACCAGGACUGUCAGGGGCUGAUGGAGCUCCAGGACUCAAGGGCUUACCAGGAGACCCAGGUCGUGAAGGAUUCCCCGGACCCCCAGCUGACACUCACUCCACGUCCCCCUCAGAGAACUCCUGCAUUUCUGAGGUCCAGGCCUCGCCUGCCCACCCCUCAGGUCCCAGCCCAUCUGGAUACCCGAGCCAGACCCUCCAUCUGCAUCUGACACAAGACUGCAUUAAGCCAGGCGCUGGCCCUGAUCGUGUCCCGUCCAUCCCCACGGGACCCGAUGUGACUUGUGAUGUAUUUGGGUAUUCAGGUGCCAAAGGUCUCAGAGGAUUACCAGGACUGUCAGGGGCUGAUGGAGCUCCAGGACUCAAGGGCUUACCAGGAGACCCAGGUCGUGAAGGAUUCCCCGGACCCCCAGGGUUUGUGGGACCCCGAGGAUCCAAAGGUGCAGUGGGCCUCCCCGGCCCGGAUGGACGCCCAGGUCCCAGCGGCCUGCCAGGGCCUGUCGGGCCCCCAGGAGACCGGGGUCUUCCUGGAGAAGUCCUAGGAGCCCAGCCCGGGCCCCGGGGAGAUGCGGGCCUGCCCGGGCAUCCUGGCCUGAAGGGCCUCCCAGGAGACAGGGGCUCCCCUGGAUUUAGAGGAAGCCAAGGAAUGCCUGGAAUGCCAGGGCUGAAGGGUCAGCUGGGAUUGCCCGGCCCUUCCGGCCAGCCAGGCCUGCCUGGGCCUCCAGGACAGCAUGGAUUCCCAGGAGUCCCCGGCCCAGAAGGACCCUUGGGACUGCCAGGAGCCCCCGGCUUUCAAGGUCUGCCUGGGGAUAGAGGGGACCCAGGUGACACAGGCGUCCCCGGCCCCGUGGGCAUGAAAGGUGUCUCUGGAGACAGAGGUGACGCUGGAUUCUCAGGGGAGCGAGGCCACCCAGGAAGCCCCGGAUUUAAAGGAAUGAGCGGGAUGCCUGGUACCCCAGGGCCAAAAGGGGGUAGAGGCUCACCUGGAAUGGACGGCUUCCAGGGCCUGCCAGGCCUCCAGGGAAGACCCGGAAUCCCAGGAAGCAAAGGAGAGGCUGGAUUUUUUGGAGUUCCUGGCCUGAAGGGGUUGGCUGGUGAACCAGGUGUUAAAGGCAGCCGAGGAGACCCUGGACCCCCAGGACCCCCUCCCAUCAUCCAGCCAGGGAUGAAGGACAUCAAAGGGGAGAAAGGAGAUGAGGGGCCCAUGGGGCUGAAAGGAUACCUGGGUUUGAAAGGUAUCCAAGGCAUGCCAGGGGUCCCCGGGCUGGCAGGCUCCCCUGGACUGCCCGGAAGGCCCGGCUUCAUCAAAGGUGUCAAAGGCGACAUCGGCGUCCCCGGCGUGCCCGGUUUGCCAGGAUUCCCUGGGGUGGCAGGCCCUCCCGGAAUUAUCGGGUUCCCCGGGUUUACAGGGAGCCGGGGUGAAAAGGGCGCCCCAGGGAGACCAGGCCUUUACGGCGAGAUCGGCCCCACUGGAGACUUGGGUGAUAUUGGGGACACCAUAGACUUGCCGGGAAGCCCGGGCUUGAAGGGCGAGCAGGGCAUCGUUGGGACUCCAGGUCUGAAGGGAUUCUUUGGGGAGAAAGGAGCAGAGGGAGAAGUCGGCUUCCCCGGGGUAACAGGCGUGACUGGAAUCCCAGGCUCUCCGGGACCUAAAGGACAAACAGGCUUUCCAGGACUGACAGGGCUGCGGGGGCCUCAGGGAGAGCCCGGGAGGAUUGGAGUACCCGGCGACAAAGGGGAUUACGGCUGGCCGGGGUCACCAGGCCUCCCAGGCUUCCCGGGACUCCGCGGGAUCGGUGGACUGCACGGCUUGCCAGGCACCAAAGGCUUUCCGGGAUCACCAGGGGCUGACAUCUAUGGAGACCCAGGCUCCCCGGGCCCCAGUGGGGACAGGGGUGAGCCCGGAGAGCCCAACACGCUGCCAGGCCCCACAGGACUCCCAGGACAGAAAGGAGAGCCAGGAGCUCCAGGGGAACGAGGCCCAGCUGGGAGUCCAGGACUGCAGGGGUUCCCCGGCAUCACCCCGCCUUCCAACAUCUCUGGGCUGCCUGGUGACAAAGGGGCGUCAGGGAUAUUCGGCCUGCAAGGUUACCGAGGACCCCCAGGGCCCCCCGGGCCUGCCGCUCUUCCUGGAAGCAAAGGAGACACGGGAAACCCGGGAGCAGCCGGAAUCCCAGGCACCAAGGGUUGGGUCGGAGACCCUGGGCCCCAGGGUCGGCCUGGGGUUUUUGGUCUCCCAGGAGAAAAAGGGCCCGUGGGCGAGCAAGGACUUAUGGGCAACCCCGGAGCAACCGGCACUGUGGGUGACAGGGGACCCAAGGGACCCAAAGGAGACCAGGGUGUUCCAGGUGCCCCCGGCCCUGUAGGCGCCCCAGGGAUCGCAGGAAUCCCCCAGAGGAUCGCCGUCCAGCCUGGGACAGUGGGUCCGCAGGGACGGAGGGGCCCUCCCGGGGCACAGGGAGAGAUGGGGCCCCAGGGCCCUCCUGGAGAGCCAGGUUUCCGGGGAGCUCCAGGGAAGGCUGGGCCCCAGGGCAGAGGCGGCGUGUCUGCUAUUCCUGGCUUCCGAGGGGACCAAGGGCCCAUGGGGCACCAGGGACCCACCGGCCAAGAAGGGGAGCCGGGCCGUCCAGGGAGCCCGGGCCUGCCGGGCAUGCCGGGCCGCAGCGUCAGCAUCGGCUACCUGCUGGUGAAGCACAGCCAGACCGACCAGGAGCCCAUGUGCCCCGUGGGCAUGGACAAGCUGUGGAGUGGGUACAGCCUGCUGUACUUCGAGGGCCAGGAGAAGGCCCACAACCAGGACCUGGGGCUGGCAGGCUCCUGCCUGCGCCGGCACACUGCAGCCGGCGACGAAGGUGGCGGUCAGUCGCUCGUGUCGCCGGGCAGCUGCCUGGAGGACUUCCGCGCCACGCCCUUCAUCGAGUGCAACGGCGGGCGCGGCACCUCCGCCAACAAGUACAGCUUCUGGCUCACCACCAUCCCCGAGCGCAGCUUCCAGGGCUCGCCCUCGGCCGACACGCUCAAGGCCGGCCUCAUCCGCACGCACAUCAGCCGCUGCCAGGUGUGCAUGAAGAGCCUGUGAGGCCGCCGGGCGCGAGGCCACUGGUGCUCACUACCGCGUUACCUCAGGUGCCCACGGGCCGACCCUCCUAGAAAGGAAGCCAGCGAAGGCGGCAGCACCCGCGCUCACUCCGGGCGCUGCAGCUGCGGGUCAGCCCUGUCCCCAGGAGACUCCGCCCCCAACGGGGACACGGGCAGCCCGCGGGCCACACUAACCGUGCCUCUAGGUGAGACUAACCACUGCCCGUCCCUGUAGCCACCGCACUGUCCGUUCCCCGGAGCACGCGCGUCCCUCACCUGGUGGGCGGUUCGGACCAGACGGCAGCAGCGAAGCGCCCUCAGUGCCGAAGGGCUCGGGGCCGUGAGCUCACCGUCCUCAGACCCAGGGCCCUGGGCUUCCUCCAAGCCAGCACGGCAGCCCGUCGUGCCCGCGUUGU
This is a messenger RNA of Tupaia belangeri chinensis (Chinese tree shrew), 5575 nucleotides long. RefSeq names its product collagen type IV alpha 2 chain (gene COL4A2). Lineage: Eukaryota; Metazoa; Chordata; Mammalia; Scandentia; Tupaiidae. Gene Ontology annotation, biological process: extracellular matrix organization. Gene Ontology annotation, cellular component: collagen trimer. Gene Ontology annotation, molecular function: extracellular matrix structural constituent conferring tensile strength. The record is from RefSeq and is a predicted model, not a curated record.